AUGCCACAAGAUGCCGUCUCGUCUUCGGCGCGAGGUGCAGUCGUUCUGAUUCUCCAACAGGUGGCAUCCCGCGCCGUGACCUUCAUCUUCAACCACAUCCUUCUCCGCUUCCUCUCGCCAGCACUGCUGGGAGCAUCGGUCCAGCUCGAACUGUACAUCAUAUCCGCACACCACUUCGCCCGAGAAAGUCUACGUGUGGCAUGCCAAAGACAACCUGAAGGAGGCAUGCAAGCCUCCAUCAAUCUCUCCUAUCUAGCCAUUGCCAGCGGCAUCCCCAUCGUCCUUGGUCUGGCACAAUGGUACCUCUCGACAUCGUAUCCGGAUGUGCCGUACUUCCCCGAAGCGCUCAGAAUAUGCGAGCUUGCAGCCAUCGUCGAGUUGCUCUCGGAACCUGCAUUUGUCGCAGUGCAGCAGAAUAUGAUGUACAAGACCAGGGCUGCUGCAGAGAGCAGUGCUGUCAUUGUGAAAACUGCUGUCACAGCCGCCAUGGUCUUCUGGAGCAGGUAUGCUGGAGUCGAGCUUGGAAUGCUGCCUUUCGCGGCGGGUGAGCUUGCAUACUGCUCUGCUCUGACAGCCGUGUACUUGCGGCAAACGGCCUCAGUGGCCAGGCAGCAGAGGUUCACUUUGCUACCCAAGAAGAUCGUGACCAAGAAGAGCACCGACUUCGUUCUUGGACUGUUCUCCACGUCACUUUUCAAUUUGAGUCUGUCGCUAUACGUCCAACAAGGCAUCAAGUAUGUUCUGACUAAAGGCGAUGUGCUUAUAAGCACAGCGUUGGCUACGCUCGAAGAGCAAGGCAUGUAUGCUCUUUCCGCCAACUAUGGCGGUCUCAUCGCGAGAAUGGUCUUCCGCCCGAUCGAAGACAGCAGCCGCAACCUCUUUGCGCAGCUCUGUGCUCCAGCUUCAGACAAGGAGAAGUCUCAAUCUUCAGAGAAGAAGACUUCGGCGUCCACGGAGCCCUCUCAGCCGAAAGCAAACCUCGAACAGGCAAAGACGACACUAAACCUGAUUCUGCACAGCUACAGCAUCCUAUCUCUGCUUGCGUUCGCCUUGGGACCGACAGCAGCACCUCUACUUCUACAAAUCGUCGCUGGGCCCCGCUGGUCCGCUUCAGGUGCCGGAGAUGUUCUCGGUAUAUACUGCUACAGCAUCCCACUCCUUGCCAUCAACGGCGUCAGCGAAGCGUUUGUUGCAGCAACGGCCUCCACCAAAGAACUGCAUUGGCAAAGCAUCUGGAUGACUGCUUUCUCGGCUGGGUUCGCGGCAAGUGCAUACGUCUUUCUCCGAGUUCUGGAGAUGGGUGCCAAAGGACUGGUCUGGGCGAACUGUGUCAAUAUGGCUUCGCGAAUCGUCUUCAACCUGUACUUUGUCAAGUCAUUCUUUCAGCGACACGGUCUGCAAUACAGUAUCGGCGAUCUUCUGCCAAGUAUGUAUGCCACUGCUGGUGCAGUCGUGGUUCCUGGCCUUCUGAACCAGACGAGCGGUAUGCUAGAUCGAUAUGGUUUGCUCGGCGAAUUGGCAAGAGUAGGAACUGUUAGUAUAGGUCUGGCCUUGUUUAUAGCUAUAAUAGAACGUCGAUUCCUUCUUAAUUACUAUAGAAGAGCGCGGUCGUAG
Molecule: messenger RNA, 1614 nt
Organism: Pseudocercospora fijiensis CIRAD86
Lineage: Eukaryota; Fungi; Ascomycota; Dothideomycetes; Mycosphaerellales; Mycosphaerellaceae
Exons: 3
Coding region: 1-1614 (537 amino acids)
Biological process (GO): dolichol-linked oligosaccharide biosynthetic process; glycolipid translocation
Cellular component (GO): endoplasmic reticulum membrane
Source: RefSeq, a predicted model, not a curated record